Parnassius mnemosyne (clouded apollo) is the source of this 915-nucleotide messenger RNA. Lineage: Eukaryota; Metazoa; Arthropoda; Insecta; Lepidoptera; Papilionidae. The record is from the annotation of a GenBank genome assembly.
AUGUCUGAAGAAUCUGCUCAUGUAGAAGCAGAUAAAUGGAUUAAAAUGCCAGCGGCUAGUUUUGGACCGAUGUCGCAAAUUCCUCCUAACGGCGACUGUGGCAUUAAAGAUGUAUGGAAUCAUAAUCUACAUGAAGAAUUUCAGAUAAUUAGACAGGUUGUGCAGAAAUACCAUUGGGUGGCAAUGGACACUGAAUUCCCAGGAGUAGUGGCACGCCCAAUUGGGGAAUUCCGAUCCACGGCAGACUACCAGUAUCAGUUGCUCAGGUGUAAUGUCGAUCUAUUGAGGAUAAUACAACUUGGUCUCACAUUUAUGGAUGAGAAUGGAAAAACACCUCCAGGAUAUACAACUUGGCAGUUUAAUUUCAAGUUUAAUUUACAGGAAGAUAUGUAUGCACAAGAUUCGAUUGAUUUGCUUCAAAAUUCUGGUCUACAAUUUCGAAAACAUGAAGAAGACGGCAUUGAACCAUUGGAAUUUGCUGAAUUACUCAUGUCUUCAGGUCUUGUACUCAUGGACAAUAUUAAGUGGCUCAGUUUCCAUUCUGGCUACGAUUUCGGAUAUUUGCUUAAGCUAUUGACAGAUCAAAAUUUGCCGCAAGAUGAAAAUGACUUUUUUGAAAGCCUUCGCUUGUACUUCCCAACAGUGUAUGAUGUCAAGUAUUUGAUGAAAUUAUGCAAGAAUCUAAAAGGCGGGUUGCAAGAAGUGGCAGAUCAGCUGGAACUGCGACGUGUAGGACCACAGCAUCAAGCAGGAUCUGAUUCACAUCUUACUGGAAUGGCAUUCUUUAAGAUAAAAGAGAUAUUCUUCGAUGACAACAUCGAAAAUUCAAGCGGCCAUCUAUAUGGAUUGGGCGCUCCGUUCUCCGCGAAUGCCAACAGUUUCACAGACAAUGGCGAAAACGGAAACUCCUCCUGA